AUGUACGAGCAGCGACGCGUUUUCUUGAGAUGUGGAGCACAGGGUAUCCACAGUGAGCCUGCAAUACUUUUACUUCGCUCACAGUCUUUCCGGAUCUCUUUGCAACUGUACGUCGUCAGAUUUGCUUGGGAUACCCACGCUUCAACUUUCCUUAUGGAUUCCAAUCAAGCACCUGCUAUGAUUGGAAUCUCUUUGGAGAGCUAUCCAGUUCCACAUGUAUCACUUGAUCUGCUGGCUAAUGGAGAUUUCUCGGCAGACCUCCAAGUUGUUCGUUGGAGAUUUCGGACCAGGAGAUACCUCGAAUAUGGCAGAGACAGCGGUUGA
Messenger RNA from Pieris macdunnoughi, 324 nucleotides. NCBI's taxonomy places the organism in Eukaryota, Metazoa, Arthropoda, Insecta, Lepidoptera, Pieridae. The record is from the annotation of a GenBank genome assembly.